This is a messenger RNA of Anneissia japonica, 2165 nucleotides long. Its product is annotated as syntaxin-8-like. Lineage: Eukaryota; Metazoa; Echinodermata; Crinoidea; Comatulida; Comatulidae. The transcript is spliced from 8 exons. Gene Ontology annotation, cellular component: endomembrane system; SNARE complex. The record is from RefSeq and is a predicted model, not a curated record. Gene Ontology annotation, molecular function: SNAP receptor activity; SNARE binding. The coding region runs from base 89 to 802 and encodes 237 amino acids. Gene Ontology annotation, biological process: vesicle fusion; intracellular protein transport.
UUUAACGCAUGAUCAGCCUGUUGUUAAAAUCCAGAGGGCGUAACUGUAACAAAAUAUUUUCCGUGUUUGAGGAGCUUGGAAUGCAAUUAUGGAGGGUUUUGGUGGUGAUUCCUGGCUUCGAGAACAUGAGGCAUGUAUACGAUUAGCAGCAGAAAUAAUGGAGAAAAUUAAUGAAAGAAAUGAAUUACAGCGAAAUGGAAAAAGCUACUCAAGAGUGAGUGCUAAUAUCCGAACAUUGCUCAAACGAUUUUCCCAAGACAUUGAAUCAUUGAAGAAGAAACUCUACAAGGCUGCCUCAACUUACCAUCUGACACAACAAGAAGCUGAACGGAGGCAGAGGUUGAUAGAUGAGCUCUUAACGAAAGAAAGACAGCUGGAUGACGCAUUCACAAACCAGUCCCGUUAUUCAGCACCAGAGAGGAGUGGUCUUAUGGCAUCAAGUACGGCUGGUUUUGGUCAUGAUCUUUGGGAAGAUGAGACAGAACAGACCAGAGGAAUGAGUGUUGCUGACAUCAGGAGUCAGCAACAGCAGGUAAUUGAUGAGCAAGAUCGAGGCUUAGAAGCCCUAUCAAGUGUGAUAGCAAGACAGAAACAGAUGGGCCAUGACAUUGGCAACGAAUUAGAUGAGCACAAUGAGAUUAUUGAUGAUAUAAACACACACAUUGGAAAAACGGAUCAACGCCUGGUGAAGGAGACUAAGCAUAUACGGAAAAUUUCGGAAAAGGCCAAAGAUUGUACAUACUUGGUUGUAAUUGUUUUACUUCUAAUCGCCAUUGUUGUCAUCAUUGCAAUUCCUACAUAGUGAGCAGUACCCAGGUGGACAAUACCCAGGCUCCAGGUGGUGCUGUUCCAAGUGAAAAGUUUGCAGGUGGCCAUUUUUCUGAUGAGCAGUUUUCAGGUGGUGUUUCCAUGUGAACUGCAGGUGGCCAUGUUCCAGAAAAUUAAAGUGCACAGGUAGUCUAUUCCUUGGUUGUAGGUGAACAUUAAGCAGAAGAAAAAAAAUUCAUUUAAAUAUAAUGCAUAAUUUCUAAAUAAAUUCAUUAUAAUUCAAUCAUAAUGUAAAAGAUGGGAAUUUGUCAGUUCUUGACUUUUUCCUAUAAGAAUUUUUAAAAACAAUACACAGCUGAUCAUAAAGAUAGGGAGGACCAACCUAGUUUUAAUAUUUCAUUGCAGAUUCAAAAUUAAUUAAUACUUAUGGAAAUUUUUACUUGUUUUUUUUUUACAAUAUUUUAUUGUUAAAGCAUUUACUAAAUAUUGUAAAUUGUUUUUGAAUAUGUAUCACAGGUGGUUGUUGCAUCUUAAUUAAAAUGUAUUGUAAUGCCACUAUGUGAUUGCAAAUGUAACUUGAAAAAUGAAAUAGUGAAUUAAACACUUUUAUUUUGUUAUUAACUUUGUAGAUAAACAAAAUAAAAAAGUAAACUGUAAAGUAAGUAAAAGUAAAGUAAAAUCAAGCAAAACUUAUUAUAUUAGGUUGCAUCAUCUAUUUCUAAAUAUAUGCAAACAAAACUUAAAGAGUUCAUCACUAAUAUUUAUGUCUGUUUCAGUUCUGUCAUUAGUAAGUGAAAUAAAUUGGAUAAUCAAGAAAUAAUAAUCAAUAUUGUAAAAAUUAGAGAGAUUAGGGAAUUUAAAUUGGUAUCAAAAUAGGCCUACAUUAAAAAAAUAUUUGUAAAGAAUAAAAACGAUUAAACCUUAAAUGAAGUAAUGUGUGACAUUGAUGUAAUCUAAUAUCUAAUCACAUCAGUGUUCAGUAGAAUUAAAUGAAUUAUUAUUAUUGAAAAAAUACAGUGCAUUAGAUUAAGAUACACUGUAAAAUAUAUUGAUAACUAUCAUCUUAAAAAUUAAAUAAGAUUGCAUAUUGCAUAAAGUAUUUAUGUCUGCAAUGUAAUAAACUCAGAAUCCAACAGUACAUAAAUUUUUUUAUGCCAUAAAUAUAUAUAAUAUGUAUAUAACUGUUUAUAUUACUCUGUGCAGAAGCAAAGGUGUAGAAAUAUAUGCGAGAAAAGUUAAAUCAACCAUGCCUUAUAGAUAAGCUGUCCAUUAUUUAGGGACAGCUGUAUUUAAUAGCACAGAUAAAAUAGUGUCUGUGGUUAAAGUAAAGAAAUCGUAGAGCAUAAAUCUUGUGAAAUAUAAAAAAAAUAUUAAAAUUUUAAUAGUGAGUCUGUUUU